GGGAACGAACAUUCCGCAACCAAAGUGCUUCUUGCAGUAGUCUUCUCUCUUUCGGAAAAGGAAGCUGAUAAAAAUGUCGAAGCUAAAUGGUAACAAUCGGCGAUCGUCGUUUUCUUCAUCGACGACGUCGUCUUUAGCCAAACGACAUGCAUCGUCGUCGGAGAAUGUGGGGAAAGUCACGGCUUCUUUGGCUAAAAAGAGAGUCCCUCUCACUAACAUAACUAACCAAAGAAAUAGCUCAAGAAGCUCGGCUUCGGCCUCUUCUUUGGUACCAAGUUCAAACAAAAUAUCAAAGGCAAGGAAGACACAGUCUGUUACAAAUGUAGGUCUCCCAGGACCUGUUUUACCUCCUACAAACGUAGGUCUCUCCGGACAUGUUCUUCCUCCUACAAACGUAAGACACAGUUCAGUUUUGCCGCCCAAGGUUGUUUCAUCUUUCCCAACAGAAAAUGAAGUGGUAUUCCCUCCUCCAACAGUACAGUGUAGCAUGGAGUUUUCUCCUAGUAAAUCAGAAGGCUUAUCAUCAGUUUCCAUGGAUGAGACAAUGUCCACGUGUGAUUCUUUCAAAAGCCCCGAGGUGGAAUACAUGGACAACCAGGAUGCUUCAGCGGUUGGUUCCAUCGAGCGAAAGACAUUCAGCAAUCUCUGCAUUUCGGACCAUGAAGUAGAAGCAGCAGGAAAAUUCUGCAAUCGAGAAGUUUUUGACGACGGCAAGGAAACCGAUAAUAAGAUAAUGGAUGUUGAUGACAACUACAUGUAUCCACAGCUUUGUGCAACAUAUGCUUGUGAUAUUUACAAGCACCUACGGGCAUCUGAGUUGAAGAAAAGACCUUCCACGGACUUCAUGGAGACAAUUCAGAAAGACAUAAAUUCCAGUAUGCGUGCAAUACUGAUUGAUUGGCUUGUUGAAGUGGCUGAAGAGUAUAGGCUUGUUCCAGAUACAUUAUAUUUGACCGUUAACUACAUAGAUCGGUACCUCUCGGGGAAUAUGAUGAACAGGCAGCAGCUGCAGCUGCUUGGUGUUGCCUGCAUGAUGAUUGCUGCCAAAUAUGAGGAGAUUUGCGCCCCUCAAGUGGAGGAGUUCUGCUACAUCACUGAUAACACAUAUUUCAAGGAUGAGGUUCUAGAGAUGGAAUCAUCUGUUUUGAAUUACUUGAAGUUUGAAAUGACUGCCCCCACUUCUAAGUGCUUCUUAAGACGUUUUGUUCGUGCUGCUCAAGGGAUCGAUGAGGUUCCAUUGAUGCAAUUAGAGUGCAUGGCCAACUACAUUGCUGAGCUCUCUCUCCUCGAGUACAGUAUGCUCUGCUAUGCUCCAUCACUUAUUGCUGCAUCAGCUAUUUUCCUGGCCAUAUUUAUACUUCUUCCGUCAAAGAAACCUUGGAAUUCUACCUUGCAGCAUUACACACUGUAUAAUCCGUCUGAUCUAUUCGAGUGUGUUAAGGAUCUUCAUAGACUAUGCUGUAACAACAAAAAUUCGACUUUGCCGGCAAUCAGGGAGAAAUACAGCCAGCACAAGUACAAAUGUGUUGCAAAGCAGUGUUGUCCUCCUUCAAUACCUUCGGACUUCUUCCACAACUGAAGAUGGCAUUUGAGAUCAGAACCAAACAUGUUCCAAUUCUUUGUUGGAUAACCUGUUCCGCUCCAGUUGUGAGAUGAAGUACUAAAUCAGCUGUGCAGAUUUUGUCCAGGACGCGACCGCGUUGAACUGCCGAGUC
Hibiscus syriacus is the source of this 1715-nucleotide messenger RNA. RefSeq names its product cyclin-A1-1-like. The coding region runs from base 74 to 1579 and encodes 501 amino acids. Lineage: Eukaryota; Viridiplantae; Streptophyta; Magnoliopsida; Malvales; Malvaceae. Gene Ontology annotation, cellular component: cytoplasm; nucleus; cyclin-dependent protein kinase holoenzyme complex. The record is from RefSeq and is a predicted model, not a curated record. Gene Ontology annotation, molecular function: cyclin-dependent protein serine/threonine kinase regulator activity. The transcript has 11 exons. Gene Ontology annotation, biological process: regulation of cyclin-dependent protein serine/threonine kinase activity; mitotic cell cycle phase transition.